Xyrauchen texanus (razorback sucker) is the source of this 2420-nucleotide messenger RNA. Its product is annotated as heparan sulfate 2-O-sulfotransferase 1-like. Gene Ontology annotation, cellular component: membrane. Gene Ontology annotation, molecular function: heparan sulfate 2-sulfotransferase activity. The coding region runs from base 258 to 1322 and encodes 354 amino acids. The record is from RefSeq and is a predicted model, not a curated record. Lineage: Eukaryota; Metazoa; Chordata; Actinopteri; Cypriniformes; Catostomidae. The transcript has 7 exons.
UUAAUAACAACCGAACCUGCACCACAGCUGCUGCUCAUGUGCAGGCGAGUCUGAGUUAUUUGGAUUAAAUAAAUAUAUCGUUUUAAGUCCGUUUUUGUUUAGGCAUUAAGUGUCCACUGAGUAAAGUUCACUGUUUGUGUUAAUAUUCAUGGACGGAUUUUGAGAAUCAUGAAAUAACAGUGUUACCCGUUGCAUCUAUGAAGUGUCUGUCAUAAACUUCUCGAUCGCGACAUGGCUUCUCUUUGUUGGAUUUUUUGAUGGGGCUUUUAAGAGGAAAGAUGCCGCCGAGGUUUCAGCUCCUGGCUCUGUUGGCUUUUGCGAUUGCCAUGAUCUUCUUGGAAAAUCAAAUUCAUAAGCUUGAGGAGUCACGGGGAAAGCUGGAACGAGCCAUUGCCAGACAUGAGGUACAGGAGAUUGAGCAGCGGCACAUUCAGGAGUGGGUAAAGGAAAAUGUGCAAGAGGAGGACAAUACGGUGGUCAUCUACAACCGAGUGCCAAAAACAGCCAGCACCUCCUUCACCAACAUAGCCUAUGACCUGUGCAACAAGAACCUCUACCAUGUGCUGCACAUUAAUACCACUAAAAACAACCCUGUCAUGUCCCUUCAGGACCAGGUACGGUUUGUCAAGAAUGUGACUUUAUGGAAAGAGAUGAAACCUGCAUUCUACCAUGGACACGUUUCCUUUCUGGACUUCACUAAAUUUGGGGUAAAGAAAAGGCCAAUUUACAUAAAUGUCAUCCGGGACCCCAUUGAGCGCCUGGUGUCUUACUACUACUUUCUGCGCUUUGGUGAUGAUUAUAGGCCAGGACUACGGCGCAGCAAGCAAGGAGACAAAAAGACGUUUGAUGAUUGUGUAGCUGCAGGAGGAUCUGAUUGUGCUCCAGAGAAACUGUGGCUUCAAAUUCCCUUUUUCUGCGGUCACUACUCUGAGUGCUGGAAAACUGGCAGUAAAUGGGCAUUGGAACAGGCCAAAUACAACCUGGUGAAUGAAUAUAUGUUAGUUGGGGUGACAGAGGAGUUGGAAGACUUUGUUAUGAUGCUGGAGGCAGCACUUCCUCGUUUUUUUAAAGGGGCCACAGAGCUCUAUCGGACAGGGAAGAAAUCUCACCUAAGGAAAACAAGUGAGAAGAAGGCACCCACCAAAGAGUCUAUUGCCAGACUACAGCAGUCAGACACCUGGAAAAUGGAGAAUGAGUUUUAUGAGUUUGCACUAGAGCAGUUCCAGUAUGUUCGGGCCCAUGCGGUGAGAGAAAAAGAUGGAGAACUGUACCUACUGUCACAGAACUUUUUCUAUGAGAAAAUCUACCCAAAAACUACCUGAGACUCAAGGGUGCUACAUAAUGCUGUAAGAUGUUGUCAGAAACACUAGAGGAGAGAAGGCAUUACAUUUAUUGGUACAUUCUGGCUAAUCGCUCUCCAACUGGAUUUGUACAUUACAGGAACUGAAACAAGUAAGUGCUACUGGGAAGAGUCUUGAGGCCAAAUAGUUUCAGGAGCUUUAUAUACCCCCCAAAUCAAAUCAUUUCAAAACUCUCAGCUGAGCUUUAAGUGACUGAGAUCUUCUCAUUAUUACAAACACCUAUCACCUUUUUGCCAUAUGCGCUUGGACUUUAAACAGAUGCUGCCAUGUUUUUUGAGAGACUUUUCAUCAUAAUAUCUUUGAUUUAAUAGUAGUUUUAUUGUUAUUGUUGUUCUGUAACUGAACGGUGCGAGUUUAACAUCUUAUUUUAAAGUGUAAGACUACUAAACAUUGAAUAUCCUGAAUUUCUUUAUCAGAAUGGCAAACAAGCCUUAGGGACAAUAUGUGGAGUCAGUCAACUUGAAAUUUUUUGGUAGUUUCAAAAGGCUGUUCAUGGAAUGUGUAUGUAAUACACUGAUUAUAUUAAACAGAAGUAUUUUACAUAGUUGUUAUAUGUCAUGUUAUUUCUUUUUGAUUCCUGAACCUUUUUUUGGUUAAAAAAAAAAAAAAUGACAUUUAGUGGUUUUAAUUAUUUUUUUAAGAACGUUCAGCUUACAAACCUGAUGUUCAUUCCUUUUUUUUUUUCAGCAAUUACACAACUAAAGAAAUAUAUAUGUAUGUAAAUACUGGUGAUUUAGUUAUGGUUGUACCAAAAACUUUAAAUACAGGAGGAUAAAGGAUUGAAUAUUAAGAUGUUUUUCAUUUUUUAAGAUGAACUAUAUCUGCACAUGGAUCGUAGUUCGAGGGUGGAGAGGUGUAUUUUAUGACUGCAUUAUCUUAUUUUCUUAUUAGCAAUUUCAGUUUUUCCAAUUUUAAAAUUUGCUGUUCAAACUUAAAAAAACAAUUCUACAACUUGCAUGUCAGUUCUUUUAUUGCAAAGGGCAGACACAAUCCUUUUAAACUACACUUGUUUCAGUGCAAAACAUUUUUUUUAUUUAAUAUUCUUUGCCAUUUUUUGUU